Candidozyma haemuli is the source of this 1836-nucleotide messenger RNA. RefSeq names its product protein phosphatase 2A structural subunit (gene TPD3). Gene Ontology annotation, molecular function: protein binding; protein phosphatase regulator activity. NCBI's taxonomy places the organism in Eukaryota, Fungi, Ascomycota, Pichiomycetes, Serinales, Metschnikowiaceae. The coding region runs from base 1 to 1836 and encodes 611 amino acids. Gene Ontology annotation, biological process: protein dephosphorylation. Gene Ontology annotation, cellular component: cytoplasm; protein phosphatase type 2A complex. The record is from RefSeq and is a predicted model, not a curated record. The transcript is spliced from 2 exons.
AUGGAGGAGUUCAACGAUGAUUUUUACCCAUUGGCUUUGCUAAUGGACGAGUUGAAGCAUGACGACGUUUCAAACCGUGUGGAAGCCAUGCAGAAGCUUGAUUCUAUUGCUAUAGCCUUGGGCCCAGAGAGAACUUUGCACGAAUUACUUCCUUUCUUAAAUGAUGUCGCUCAGGACGACGAAGAAGAGGUUUUUGCUGUUUUGGCUGGAAAGCUCGGUGAUUUCGUUCCCCUUGUUGGCGGACACCAGAACGCUGAGCCAUUGAUUCAUAUCUUGGCCAUCUUGGGUGCCAUGGAAGAACCCAUCGUGAGAGAUACAGCCGUAGAGUCCUUGAACAAGAUUGCUCCAGAGUUGACUGACGAUGAACUCAACAGCCUUUUCCUCGAAUUGAUCCGUUCCUUGUCUCAAGGUGACUGGUUCUCCAAGAAGGUUGCUUCUUGCGGUCUUUACAAAUCUGUUAUUGUCAGAGUUGAUGCUUCCUUGAGAAGAGAAUUGUUGUUGCUUUACAACUCUUUGGUCAGCGACGACUCUCCAAUGGUGAGACGUUCUGCCGCAAAACACUUGCCUGCUAUCAUUGAUAAACUUACCGAGUACACCAAGCAAAACCCAGAUUCGAGCAAGAAGGUCGACGAUAAUGACUUGGAGAUCAUCAGCAAAAUGUUCCACCAUUUAAUUAACGACGCUCAAGACUCCGUGAAGUUGUUGAGUAUCGAUGUCUUGGUGGCCAUCCUCGAGUACUUCUACUUUAUCCAAGACAGCUCCCACAACUCCGACUGCUUGGUGAGCGCGUUGAAGUUGAUCAAAGACGACAGCUGGAGAGUCCGUUACGCGGCUGCUGACAAGUUCUCUGAGAUCGCUCACAACUUUAAGGAUUCGGAGGCUGACUUGUUGCGCCUCAUUGAUCCAUUCAUCAGUUUGAUGAAAGACAAUGAAGGCGAGGUUAGAAAGGCUAUCGCCAAACAGUUGCCGGACUUCUGUAAAUUGUUGAAGGAUCCUAGCACCAUUGAAACAAAGAUUAUUCCUGUUGUUGACGAAUUGUCGCAAGACCCACACGAAAACGUGAGAGCUUCUUUGGCCUCUACAAUCACCGUUAUUGCCAAUCUUUUGGCCAUGUUGAAAGAUGAGUUCCCAGACGUUAGACUUAACAUCAUCUCGAACUUGUCCGUUGUGAACGAGACUAUCGGCAUCCAGUUGUUAUCUACUAAUUUAUUGCCUGCCAUCACUGAAUUGGCCCAGGAUACGAAAUGGAGAGUCCGUUUGGCAAUCAUCGAAUAUAUUCCCAAGUUGGCUACCCAACUAGGUGUGGAAUUCUUCAACAAGGAAUUGUUAACUCUUUGCACAUCUUGGUUGUGGGAUCCAGUUUUCGCCGUCAGAGACGCUGCUGUCAACAACCUUAAAGACCUCACAACAAUCUUUGGCUCUCAGUGGGCUGAGGAACUGAUCAUCACGCAUCUACUUAACAUCAGGGAUGAGAAGAUUGGCGAUGAGGACGUAGACAACGAGCCAGUGAACUUCCUGAACUUCAUCAUCAGAAUCACUUGUCUUUUUGCUAUCUCCAAGUUGACACCAGAGCUCGAACCUGCUGUCAUCACGAAGAAGAUCUUGCCAUUCCUUAACCUGUUGAUUGCCGACCCUGUGCCUAAUCUUCGUUUCAACGUUGCCAAGUCAUACUUGGUUGCAGCAGAAACAUUGGUGAAGAGCGGAUCUAGCGAGGACAUCAAAGCGAUCGAGGCGGAAAUCAUCCCUAACGUUAACGUUCUCGUGAAUGAUUCCGAUGUCGACGUCAGAUAUUACGGCCAAAAGAGCCUUGAUAGCAUCAAGGAAUUGACAGCUUAA